UUCACUCUUUCAGUCUCUUGUACUAUUCGAGCUAGGAAAGAAUGGCUUCUCUCCACUGCUUUGGUGCUCGCGCUUCAUCCUCCUACUCUUCCUCGAUUCUUCCUAUUCUUCACCGUUCGACCGCCGGAGGAGGCAGCAGACCGGAGAGUCCCUUCAUCUUCCGAUUGACUCCUCGACGCAUUGCGCAGUCUAUCCAUUUCAAUUUUAGGUUAAGGAGCUCUGAUUGGUUGCAUCUAAAACAGAAGCCAUUUCAAGUUUUUGCAUCAAACCCUAAUCCCUCAAAAGGAUCAUAUGCAACAAAAGGCGAUAAUGUGCCCCAGGGCCCUCCUUUAGCCACCAUUUUGGCAGGUUUCUUGGUCCUUUUUGCAGUAUGCUGGAUCUUAGGGUCCAUAGUAAUGUGGCUUGUGAGUCUAAUAACCAAUGUCCCUUCACCAAAGUAGGCGUAUUUUGUACCCCUACGUUCUUCCCAUAUUUUAUGUCCAUGCAUCUUUGCCCAAGAUCUAAACCUAGCUAGUUCUCAAUGUAUGUUUGAAUAUUGUUAGUGAUAUUGCGAAAAACUUAAUGUAGAUUUUAUUAUUUUA
Molecule: messenger RNA, 581 nt
Organism: Ipomoea triloba (trilobed morning glory)
Lineage: Eukaryota; Viridiplantae; Streptophyta; Magnoliopsida; Solanales; Convolvulaceae
Exons: 2
Coding region: 42-440 (132 amino acids)
Source: RefSeq, a predicted model, not a curated record